Pseudophryne corroboree (corroboree frog) is the source of this 8210-nucleotide messenger RNA. RefSeq names its product clusterin like 1 (gene CLUL1). Gene Ontology annotation, molecular function: misfolded protein binding. NCBI's taxonomy places the organism in Eukaryota, Metazoa, Chordata, Amphibia, Anura, Myobatrachidae. The coding region runs from base 3 to 1391 and encodes 462 amino acids. Gene Ontology annotation, cellular component: nucleus. The transcript is spliced from 7 exons. The record is from RefSeq and is a predicted model, not a curated record.
AUAUGAAAUGUUUAUUUACAUUGAUAACAUGUCUUCUAUGUUGGAGACACCAACAAAGUGCACCGGCAUCAACAGAACUAGAAAAUAGUUCUCUCAGCAAGGAUAUGAAAGCACUUUCCCAACGUGGAGAGGAGUAUGUGGAGCAAGAAGUAAUGAAAGCCUUGCUGGGUGUAAAGCAAAUGAAGACAAUUGUGGAAAUAAAUGAGGAGAAACAUGAAAAGAUACUGAAAUCACUCAGGAAAACAAAAGAAGAAAAAAUGGAGACUGUGAGGCUGUUUGAGGACAUCAAUGAAGAGCUGAGCGAAGCAGAAACACAAUGCAAACAAUUGCUGAAAAAUAACUGGGAUAUAUGUAAAGCUUGCCUUGAAUGGUCCUGCAUUACAUUCUACACAAACAGCUGUUCCCAGCAGGGUUUACAGACCCUUCUUAUUAAGGCUCAAGAAUCAUUUAAAACAUGGCCACCAUUGAGUAUCAGUUACGAAAAUGUUGGGGGGAAAAAGAAGAGUGAAUAUUAUAUGGCUGCCCAGGUCAGCGAAACAGAGAGCGUUUUCAGUCAACUUAUUCAUGAUGUCAACACUCUGUUUAAUCAGAGCAUUCUGUUUUUCAAAAACUUCCAGUACGAGUUUGACGAGUCAUUCCAGAAUUCUUUUCUGUCAGAUGUAAGUCAUCUAGAUAUGGAUACCAAUCAUACCACCACUACUGUGCCUGACAGAAAAUCUGUCAUCGUUUUGGCUAAUUUUGAACACUGGGAUUUAUCAGAAUUUUUGCAAAGUUUAUAUGAAUUUGGACAAUCUAUUCUGGAAGUUAUAAGCAAUGUCUUUUCCAUGAUGUAUAACAAGUUCUGUAAUGGUUCCGAGGGCUCUUAUGCACCACUGCAAGCAUCUCCAGGUCAUCUCAGAUCAGAGCCCAGCAACAUGAUGUGCGGCGACCUUCACAAUGCAUCAGAGUGCUUGCUAUUUCAGGAGAGAUGCCAGCUAUGCUAUGGACCUGUGAUGGAAGACUGUCCCGAUGCGAUAGAGCUGCUCAUGAAAUUGGAAGAGGCCUCUAAGUUAGUACAACUGUCCACAAAUCAAUAUGAGGAAGUUGUCCAACUUGUACAGCAGCACACUGAUGAAACGUCUAACUUGGUAAAACAACUGAUUGACAGAUUCGGAUGGGUGGCCCGGCAUUCCAACAUGACUUCUGCGACAGAUACCAUGUUCAAUAUAGAAAUGGUAUCGCUUAGUCCAAAUACAGAAAAUCCUGCUUUAUAUGACAUAGUUUCAGAAGUGAGAAUAUUUACACCUCCAAAUGUUAUUAUUAGGGUGCCAGCCAGUUUUGAUGUUGAUAGCACUGAAUUCAUACAGUACAUAGCAGAUAAAGCAUUAGAACAUCACAAAAAUAGAAGCUAAACCAAUUAUCUGCAAGGUUCAAUUCACUACACCUUUGUGUUGACAUUAGAGCCAUGUAUAAAGUAUGAGCCCGAUUCCUAGUUGUACGCUAACGCUGCCGCAGAUGUGAUAUUAAUUGAACGGCCAUUGGUAUUUCUAUAGGGGCGCCUACUGGAGCCUCACGGCCGCCCACAACUGCGUAUUCAUUCUCAGCAUCGAUGAUGAUCCUGAAAACAUUGACUCCUUAAGUCUAUUGUCACUCAGAAUUGCAACUUAGACACUGGAGACAUGAUUCCUGCAUACAGGAUUGCAGCGGCUGAAGCCCACCGCAAAAAAAGUCCUGUCUUCACCAUGUUUUUGCUGCCACUCCUCGUUAUCUCCCACAAACUAGCUGCUUCCUGGUAAUCACUUGCUAAUGAUUCUUCACUGCGGACAUAAUCGCAAAUCAGUCACUGCACAUAAGCAUUGCAGCAGUGACGCAUGUGCAGUUUUCCGAUAAUCAUUCAAUUGUGAAAAUAUCGGCUUAGCAUACAACUAUGAAUCAGACCCUAUGUGAGAUCUUUAUUUUUUAAUGGUUUGGAAAACAUGAAAUUAUGUUGCAAUUUCAGCUCUGUAUAAUAAGUUCUUACAUUCCAACUUCUCACUCAUGAGACAUUCACAUUCAUUUACAGUAUGUCAGCACGCUUCAUAAUGUUAAAUGCGCCCAUACACUCAGGAAUUCUGAUGGACAUUUAGUUUACCUUACUGUGUUGGUCUAUCCUAAUCUAUUAUAUUUUUGGCUCAAUGCAGGAAAUAGAUCAGAUCAAUCAGUCAUUGUAGAAGCACCUUAAGGAAUUCUAUAUAUGUUUUAUUAAUUCCUCUUUCGUCAAAUAGCACUUUUAGCACAAGGACAAUAAUUAUUUUUUACAUUGAACAGGCAUCUGGUGUUUUCAUAUAACAAAAGUUUUUGUGUUCUAAAAGUGGAGAUGUGCGGCGGGCACUUUUCUUGUUUUGUGUUUUGGUUUUGGAUCUGGAUCCUCGCCCGUGUUUUAGAUCUGGAUUGGUUUUGCCAAAACCACCCUUUCGGGUUUUGGUGUUGAAUCUGGAUGAUUUUUGAAAUGGUAGAUUUAAAAAAUAGGCCCCAAACAGCACAUCAUGCAAAGAAGAAAAAGAAGUGCAAUGAGGUAGCUGGAUGGCUAAGCAAAGCGACACAAGUGUGUGGCACAAAAACCUGGCCCAUCAUGGAGUGGUACUGCAGUGGCAGACAGGAUGGCACUUUUAAAAACUAGGCCCCAAACAACACAUUAUGCAAAGAAAAAAAGAGGUGCACUGAUGUCGCUGGGUGACUAAGCUAAGCGACACAAGUGUGUGUGGCACAAACACCAGGCCCAUCUAGGAGUGGCACUGCAGUGGCAGAUAAUGAUGGCACUUUAAAACUAGGCCCCAAACAGCACAUCAUGCAGAGAAAAAAAAAGAGGUGCAAUGAGGUAACUGGAUGGCUAAGCUAAGCGACACAAGUGUGCGGCACAAACACCUGGCGCUUCUAGGAGUGCCACUGAAGUGUCAGACAGGAAGGCACUUUUAAAAACUAGGCACAUCAUGCAAAGAAGGAAAAGAGGUUCAAUGAUGUAGCUUGAUGGCUAAGCUAAGUGACACAAGUGUGUGGUACAAAGACCUGGCCCAUCUAGGAGUGGCAUGCAGUGGCUGAAUGUCGAAAGUGGCCCGCAAUUUUUCGGGCCACCGACAGCAUCUCCUGCACGCCCCUUUCAUUUUUCAAAAAAUUCUGCACCACCAAAUUAAUUGUAUGUGCAAAACAUGGGACGUGCUGGAAUUUGCCUAGAUGUAAUGACCGCACAAUAUUGGUGGACUUAUAAGGCAGACCCCUGGACUUAUACGGCAGUACCCCUGGAAAUAUACGGCAGUACCCCUGGACUUAUACGGCAGUACCCCUGAACUUAUAUAGCUGCACCACUGGACUGGAUUUAUACGGUAGUACCACUGAACUUAUAUGGCAGUACCCCUUGACUUAUACGGCAGUACCCCAUGACUUAUACGGCCAUAGCACUGAACUUAUAAGGCAGUACCCCUGAACUUAUACAUCAGUACCCCUGGACUUAUAUGGCAGUACCCCUGGACUUAUACGACAGUAUCACUGGACUUAUACAUCAGUACCUCUGAACUUAUAUGGCUGUACCACUGGACUGGACUUAUACGGCAGUACCCCUUGACUUAUAUGGCAGUACCCCUGGACUUAUACGGUAGUACCACUGGACUUAUAUGGCAGUACCCCUGAACUUAUAUGGCAGAACCACUGGACUUAUACGGCAGUACCCCUGAACUUAUGCGGCUGCACCACUGGACUGGACUUAUACGGCAGUACCCCUGGACUUAUACGGCAGUACCCCUGGACUUAUAUGGCAGUACUCCUGGACUUAUACGGCUGCACCACUGGACUGGACUUAUAUGGCAGUACCCCUGGACUUAUACGGUAGUACCCCUGGACUUAUACGGCAGGAUCACUGGACUUAUACAGCAGUACCCCAUGACUUAUACGGCUGCACCACUGGACUGGACUUAUAUGACAGUACCCUUGGACUUAUAUGGCAGUACCCCUGGACUUAUAUGGCUGCACCACUGGACUGGACUUAUACGGCAGUACCCCUGGACUUUUACGGCAGUACCACUGGACUUAUACAGCAGUAUACCUGGACUUAUAUGGCAGUACCCCUGGACUUAUACGGCAUUACCCCUGGAAAUAUAUGGCAGUACCACUGAACUUAUACGGCAGUACCACUGGACUUAUACAGCAGUAUACCUGGACUUAUAUGGCAGUACCCCUGGACUUAUACGGCAGUACCCCUGAACUUAUAUGGCUGCACCACUGGACUGGACUUAUACGGCAGUACCACUGGACUUAUAUGGCAUUAGCACUGGUAUUAUCCUGCUGUACCCCUGUACCUAAUCGGCUGCACCACUGGACUGGACUUAUACGGCAGUACCACUGGAUGUAUAGGCAGUACCCCAUGACUUAUACGGCAGUACCCCUGGACUUAUACAGCUGCACCACUGGACUGGACUUAUACGGCAGUACCCCUGGACUUAUACGGCAGUACCCCUGGACUUAUACGGCAGUACCACUGGACUUAUACGGCUGCACCACUGGACUGGAGUUAUACGGCAGUACUCUUGGACUUAUAUGGCAGUACCCCUGGACUUAUACGGCAAUCCCCCUGGACUUAUGCGGCUGCACCACUGGACUGGACUUAUACGGCAGUACCCCUGGACUUAUACGGCAGUACCACUGGACUUAUACGGCAGUACCCCUGGACUUAUAUGGCAGUACCUCUGGAAAUAUAUGGCAUUACCCCUGGAAAUAUAUGACAGUACCACUGAACUUAUACGGCAGUACCACUGGACUUAUACGGCAGUACCCCUGGACUUAUACUGCAGUACCCCAUGACUUAUACAGCAGUACCCCUGAACUUAUACGGCUGCACCACUGGACUGGACUUAUACGGCAGUACCCCUGGACUUCGACGGCAGUAGCACUGGACUUAUACGGCAGUACCCCUGAACCUAUAUGGCUGCACCACUGGACUGGACUUAUACGGCGGUAACACUGGACUUAUACGGCAGUACCCCUGGACUUAUAAAGCUGCACCAUUGGACUGGACUUAUACGGCAGUACCCCUAGACUUAUACGGCAGUACCCCUGGACUUAUAGGGCAGUACCACUGGACUUAUACGGCAGUACCACUGGACAUAUAUGGCUGCACCAUUGGACUGGACUUAUAUAACAGUACCCUUGGACUUAUAUGGCAGUACCCCUGGACUUAUACGGCAAUAUUCCUGGACUUAUACGGCUGCACCACUGGACUGGACUUGUAUGGCAGUACCACUGGACUUAUAUGGCAGUACCACUGGACUUAUACGGCAGUACCCCUUGAAAUAUACGGCAUUAUCCCUGGACUUAUACGGCAGUAACACUGGACUUAUACGUUAGUACCACUGGACUUAUACGUUAGUACCACUGGACUUAUACGUCAGUACCCCUGGAAAUAUACGGCAGUACCCCUGGACUUAUACGGCAGUACUCCUGGACUUAUACGGCAGUACCACUGGACUUAUACAGCAGUACCCCAUGACUUAUACAGCAGUACCACUGGACUUAUACGGCAGUACCCCUGAACCUAUAUGGCUGCACCACUGGACUGGACUUAUACAGCAGUACCACUGAACUUGUACGGCAGUACCACUGGACUUAUACGGCAUUACCCCUGGACUUAUACGGCAGUAGCACUGGACUUAUACGGCAGUACCCCUGGACUUAUACGGCUGCACCACUGGGCUGGACUUAUACAACAGUACCCUUGGACUUAUAUGGCAGUACCCCUGGACUUAUACUGCAGUACCACUGGACUUAUACGGCAGUACCCCUGGACUUAUAUGGCAGUACCCCUGGACUUAUACGGCAGUACCUCUGGAAAUAUACGGCAUUGCACCUGUACUUAUAAGGCAGUACCACUGAACUUAUACGGUAGUACCACUGGACUUAUACAGCAGUAUCCCUGGAUUUAUAUGGCAGUACCCCUGAACUUAUACAGCAGUACCCCUGAACUUAUAUGGCUGCACCACUGGACUGGACUUAUACUGCAGUACCCCUGAACUUACACGGCAGUAGCACUGGACUUAUAUGGCAGUACCCCUGAACUUAUACGGCUGCACCACUGGACUGUACUUAUACAGCCAUUUUCCCGCACAGACACUGUCGCUACACUCUGCAAUUCCGGAGUGAAAAUGGCGGUGACGCGCGGCUCCUUAUAUGGAUUCAAAAACCCGCGAGAAUCUGACAGCGGGAUGAUGACGUUUUGCCUCAUUCUGGUUUUCGAAUCUGGCGGAAUGUCCCGAGCGGGACUCGGAUCCGGGCUCGGGACGUGAUGUUCGUUAGGGUUCUGUUCUCAGGGAUUCGAACCCGCUCAUCUCUAGUUCUAAGGGGACGAAGUAUGAAUCAUUAUAUUAGGGUAUAAAGGACCCAAUUUAUUAACGAGACAUAACCCCUUUAGCACUCGUGAAAGGGGUUAUGUCCUACUUUCAGUAUUCAGCAAACAGCCCCUAUACCACUCUCACCAUCUAAAGAUGUCAGGAGCAGUAUGGUUCCAAUUGCCAGCAAUGGGGAUACAGCAUUGCUUGUUUCCCCGCUUGGUGAAACUGUCAUGCACAUGCACAUGCACAGACUGGACGUCACACAUGCACAUGACACAGAAGCCAGUCACCAGCUGCGUCAGGCUUCCAGCAGCAGAGCUGAGAAUGCCGCUGAGGAGUGGGGCAUUGCUGGACCUCGCUGGAGAGGUGAGUAAUGCUGAAUACCAGCUGAAUAUUCAUUACUAUCACAGUGAUACUAAACAAAAUAUGCCACUGGUAUUAAGAUUCAUUGAUAAAUGUGACCCAAAAUAUGAUGACUGUCUUAGUAACAGCGGUAACUCAGAAAGCAAUCGUGUCCUCUAAAUAAUCACUCUGUCUGCACUCCCACAAACACUCCCAGGGCCAUGUUCCCAGACUAAAAAAAGGUGACACUGGGAGUCUUAUAAGAUCCGUAGCAGCUCUUCAACCGCACGUUUUGUGCCUGAUCCUGAGGUGAAUGUAGAUGCGGUGGCAGCUGCAUCUUUUGCUGCAGUUGUGUUUGCGUCUUUAUGCUGAUGCCACCUCCAAUUUGUAAAUGACUGAGAUGCCCACUUGCAGCAUCUCCAGACAGUGCAUUUAUAGCCUGUUAACAAACGAUAGUGAAAACAACCAUUUUCCUAUGGCGGAUAAAAAAAUAUCUCUCGGUCAUGCUCAAAAAAUUCCGUAUUUCAGAAUUUUUAAUAUGUGAGACUCAACCUGUAUAUAUAGUUCUACUGUAUACGAGGGGGUACCCAAAAGAAACAGGAAGUAAUGAUUUAUUAAUUAAUUAUUUGUACAUUUUGAAACUUUAGUCACCCUCAAAGAACUCUCCACUUGAAUCAAUACAUUUGUCCAAACGUUUUUUCCAUUGCUCAAAACAUUUUUUAAACUCAUCUUUGUUGAUGCCUUUUAGUACUUUUGCCGUUUUUUCUUUCAUCUCUUCAAUAUCAGCAAAAAAAUUUCAUUUAUGUCCUCUUUUCAUCUGAGGAAAUAAAAAAAAAAGUUUCAUGGGGCAGUAUCUGGUGAAUAUGGUGGGUGAGGCAACGGUGUCAUGUCGUUUUUGGUUACAAAUUGCUUAACAUCAGCGCUGUCUGGGCAGGUGAGUUGUCAUGAUGGAAGAACCAGUCAUCUAUCCGCCAUAAAUCGGGAUGUUUUUUUCUCAAAUAACAACUUUGGUUGACAGUUUGACCCUGGGUCAAGAAGGGUUCUGCAAACACUCACCUAGUGGCAGAAGCCCGUACUACAAGCGCACCACUCUCUAGAACACAAUUCCUCUUUUCUGUAUCCCCUCGCAUAUUAUAUACAAUAUGUUUACGCCCAAAGAGGGAACUCACUGGCUGAUUCUUUACAUAUCAAACUUUGUAGAGUUUAUGUGCUCACUACGGAGAUCUGUCUGAUUUUAACUUUUUAGCACUGUCCAAUUUUCAGCAGAAAUUACCUUCUUAUUCGUCUCCUCACCCAACUGAAUUUUGUAUAUGUAUAUAUGUAAGCCAAUUAUGCAUCCAUAGCAAGUGUUGUUUUCAAUAAUAUCUUGAUCAACAUAAAAUACAGUAUAAUUAAUCUAAUCCUCUACGUCAGUAAUUAUGUCACCCAUUCUCGCCAAAGAAAAUCCUGAACACGUGUGAAACUGCCCAGUAUAAUCUGUUGGUACAAUCUCAUAUGUGCUUGUUCUGUUUAUAUGUGUGGUUUGCAUGAUUUGCC